Molecule: messenger RNA, 4704 nt
Organism: Tarenaya hassleriana
Lineage: Eukaryota; Viridiplantae; Streptophyta; Magnoliopsida; Brassicales; Cleomaceae
Product: E3 ubiquitin-protein ligase RKP
Exons: 11
Coding region: 443-4258 (1271 amino acids)
Biological process (GO): ubiquitin-dependent protein catabolic process; protein ubiquitination
Cellular component (GO): ubiquitin ligase complex; cytoplasm
Molecular function (GO): ubiquitin-ubiquitin ligase activity; protein binding
Source: RefSeq, a predicted model, not a curated record
UCGCUCUUCUCUACCUCUCUCUCUCUCUUCACCAAAUAUUUGGGCGCAGAAUCUCUCUCUCUCUCUCAAGGAAAAAUAAAAAGGAAAAACUGUGUAGAAAGGUCUUCUAUUUCAUACAAAUGGCGUUUGGAAACCCUAGAGGGAGUUCGCCGUCUUGGCUAUGAGUAUGGGGAGUUUUCGGAUUAAUUCCGCGGCAGAUUCCGAUUUCAGUGCAGAUUCGUCCUCCUGUAACGCUUUUCCGACGCACCCAGAAUAGUUUCUCGUCUCAAUCUCGGGGUAGUUGCAUCUGUAUUGAAGAUUUAGGAUUUGUGGAUGCCGCUUCUGUGUAGUUGGUUCUGAUUAAGAGCCUGCUUGAGUUGGGUUUCUCUUUCUCUUGCAUUUGGAACCUUUUGGAAGGUUUCUUGCUCGGUAUUGCGAAGGGGUUUUAGAACUUCAAUGCCCUAUGGCUGAAGACAGCCUGCGGGGUGGUGGGCUUUCUUCUGGUCUGGCUGUUAUACUGAAAGGCAAAGAUUCUAAAGAUAGUUCAUCCAAAACUCGUCUUGUCCCAUGUUUUGAUGAUUCUGGUCACCAACCUCUAGAAAGGACUAUCGAGUACAUAUUUGGUCUCCCGGAAAAGUCGAUCGGUCCGGUGGAUGGUCCUGUAGACAGUGGCUUGAUUCGUACCAUAUUCAGGAACCAUUUCUCCAAGCUACACUUAAACUCGGAUGCCUCAGUUAUCAACAGAGAUGGAAUCUGUGUUGUUCACCAUGGCGUUGGACCCCCUGUUGUUGACCUUGAAGAGUACAGCAUAUGUGGUGAUAUUAGGAUUGUAAAACCGUCUCUGGUAUUGGAGAGUCUAGCACUGUUCAGCAGCGCCAGGGCUAAUGCUUGUAUCUGGAAAGGAAAAUGGAUGUAUGAAGUUACUUUGGAAACAUCAGGAAUUCUACAGCUUGGAUGGGCAACCAUUGCUUGCCCAUUCACUGACCAGAAAGGUGUUGGUGAUGCUGAUGAUUCGUAUGCAUUCGAUGGUCGGAGGGUAAGCAAAUGGAAUAAAGAAGCUGAACCGUAUGGCCAGUCAUGGGUAGCAGGUGAUGUCAUUGGUUGCUGCAUAGAUUUGAACUGCGAUGAGAUAUCAUUCUUUAGGAACGGUGUCUCUCUCGGGAUUGCUUUUUCUGGGAUCAGAAAACUUGGACCCGGAUUUGGAUAUUACCCUGCUAUUUCUAUCUCCCAAGGCGAAAGAUGCGAACUGAAUUUUGGUGCUUACCCGUUCAAGUACCCGAUAGAAGGUUUCCUACCGCUUCAAGAACCGCCAUCUGGAAGAUCUUUUGCAGCCCAGCUGCUAAAAUGUUUCUCAAGACUGUUGGAUCUGCAAUCAGAUAGGAAUGACUGUUCCCUGGCUGAUAAAUUAAUGAGAGUGAAGAGGUUUGUACCUGUCGAAGAACUCUUUCAUCCUGUUUCCAGUGCCAUAUGUGAUGAGUUCUUCUCCAUACUUGAGCAAGAUCCCAGGUUACCUGAGUAUAUCGGACGGGGUGCCUUUUUAUCAUUCGUUAUGGGGGUUUUCAGAAUUCAAACGCCGCACGAUUGUUCGAGUUUGGACAGAAUUCUCAAUGUGUUUCUUGAGUUUCGACAAUCCAGUUUGUUCUUUGAGCAUGUGAUAGCUGCCCUUGCAUGUGGUUGUAAAACAUCUACGUUGAUGCUGACAGAAUGCCCAUAUUCAGGAGCAUAUCCCUAUCUUGCGUUGGCUUGUCACUUGUUAAGGCGGGAAGAAUUGAUGGUCCAAUGGUGGAGAUCCUUGUAUUUUGAGUUUUUGUUUGAAGGUUUCUUGUCAUGCAGGAGUCCCAACCUGCAGGAUCUUCAGCAAUUAAUGCCUGUUGUUUGGUGGCCUGGAUCCUGUGAGGAAGUCUCUUAUGAGAGUAGCAUGGGAUUGACUGUUGCUGCUUUGUCUGAAGCCUUAAACAAGAUAGAAGAGAAACAGAGGGAUCUAUGCCUCUUGGUCAUACAAUUCAUACCCCCUGUGUCACCUCCCCAGCUCCCUGGUUCAGUGUUCAGAAGAUUUUUGCAGAACCUUCUGUUGAAGAACCGAGGUGCUGAUAGGACCUUGGCUCCUCAUGGAGUUACACGCAAUUCUGUUCUUGUUUCUCUAUUUGCAGUUAUACUCCAUUUUCUAUCAGAGGGUUUCAACAUGUUGAAAGGCAGUAAAGCCAACCAUCAGGAUGCUGGUUUUCUUCACCGAGGUGGUCAGCACAAGUUUCCCCUGACUCUGUUUCUCAGGAAUGAUCCACAUCGAGCAGACAUCGCUAGGCUUGGAGGAUCCUUUAAUCACUUAUCUAAAUCAUAUCCCACGAAUGGUCAAGAAGAAGAAGUGAUUCGGUGGGAAGAAGACUGCUCGGACGAUGAAGAUAAUAGGGUUACUCAUGCAACUAAGAAAAAACCAUGUUGUUGUUUAACUUAUGAUGCUGAUCUCACAAGAACCUUGAAGGAACGGGUAAAAAACGCGGUUAAAAGUUCUCAUGGUCAGUGCAGCUCAAUGCCUGAGAGUUCCUCCCAUGUUUCUGCAGAAUGUAGUACUGAAACUUUCAGUGAAGAAAUAGCAGACAAACCUAGCUCAAGUGAUCAUUCUGAGUCUGAGUUUGGUUAUCGUCCAUUACGGUUUAUAAGUAUUACACCACAGGAGAACAGAAUUUCUUCUGCUACACUAAGCGAAGAAGAACUUUUGGAUGCUCUGUUGCUGUUAUAUCAUAUUGGUGUUGCACCAAACUUCAAGCAGGCUUCAUAUUACAUGUCUCACCAAUCACAAUCAAUAUCGCUUCUCGAAGAAACUGAUAAACAGAUAAGGGAACGGGCAUGCACCGGCAGCCAAUUAAGGCGUUUGAAGGAAGCUCGAAACACAUACAGGGAAGAAGUUGUUAAUUGUGUUAGACAUUCUGUGUGGUUCCGCAUCUCGUUAUUCUCUCGGUGGAAGCAAAGAGGAAUGUAUGCGUUGUGCAUGUGGGUUGUGCAGUUCCUUCUGACACUCAGCAAAAUGGACUGUGUGUUUGUUUAUAUCCCAGAGUUCUACCUUGAAUCUUUGGUAGACUGUUUCCAUGUGCUUCGCAAGAGCGAUCCCCCCUUUGUUCCUUCAACAAUAUUUCUCACUCAAGGACUCUCAUCCUUUGUCACAUUUGUAGUUACUCACUUCAAUGAUGCAAGAAUAUCAAGCACGGAUCUGAGAGAUCUUCUUCUCCAGUCGAUAUCUGUACUUGUACAGUACAAGGAGUAUUUGGAAGCUUUCGAGAACAAUGAGUCAGCUAUGCUUCACAUGCCUUCAGCACUGUUGUCUGCAUUUGACAACAGAUCCUGGAUUCCCGUCACGAAUAUACUUCUGCGCCUGUUCAAGGGUUCAGGGUUUAGUUCAUUAAAGCAUGGGGAAUCGUCUUUCUCAUCCGUUGUUUUCCAGGGCCUUCUACGAGAUGCUUGUAUCAAUGACGGGGAACUAUUCUCAACUUUUCUUAACCGGCUGUUUAACACGCUAAGCUGGACUAUGACUGAGUUUUCUGUUUCGGUGCGAGAAAUGCAAGAAAAGUAUCAGUUGCUGGAGUUUCAGCAAAGGAAAUGCUGUGUUAUCUUUGAACUCUCUUGCAAUCUCGCGAGAGUCUUGGAGUUCUGCACCCAUGCAAUUCCACAAGCUUUUCUUUCCGGCUCUGACACAAAUCUUCGCCGGCUCACAGAGUUGAUUCUUUUCAUCUUGAAUCACAUGACGUCAGCUGUAGAUGAUGAGUUCUUCAACCUAUCACUUAGGCGACAUGGAAAAUCUUCAGAGAAAGUGGACCGAGGGGUCAUAUUAGCUCCUCUUGUGGGUAUCGUCUUGAACCUACUGGAUGCUGCUGAAGACGCGAAAUGUGGGAAACAACACGAUGUUGUCAGUGUUUUUGCUAGCAUGGACUGCCCUGAUACUGUCUUUUACGGGUUUCAGUAUCUCCUGGAAUAUAAUUGGGACGGAUGCAUUGCUGGGGAUGCGUAUCUACGGAAACUGGGACAACUGGAAAACUUCAUGAGCCUUCUCAUAUGCCGGGCCUCAUCGAAAGAAGCCGAGACAAUAGAGUUCGGGAAAGGGACAGAAACAGAAGACAACGUGUGUUGCAUCUGCUAUUCAUGCGAAGCAGAUGCAACGUUUCUGCCGUGUUCACAUAGGUCGUGCUACGGCUGCAUAACCAGACAUCUUCUGAACUGCGAGAGAUGUUUCUUCUGCAACGUCACUGUCAUUGAUGUCCUGAGAGACGACGACCAGAGAAGCACUUGAAAAAACGCUGUUUUUUGGCUUUUGGUUUCUUGCUUGCGUUUCCAGGUCAGUUGCUGAUGUGGCAAGCAAUUUCUUUCUCGACUUCUGAAAAUCUGUGGGGUUACGUAGAAAAUGCAAAACGUAGGGUGGGGGGAGGAGGAGGAAAGAAAAGAAAAAAAAAAGAAAGAAAUACGAGUAGGACAAUAAUGAUUACAAACAUGUUCAAGAACACGUGGAACUAGAAUCUUGAUUCGUAUUUAGACAAAUAUUAUUGUCGGUAUAGUGUUUAGAGGGCAAGUGGAGAAACCCGAAAGAAAAAAGGUCUGAUAAUUUUGUAGGAUCUGUCUGUCCUUUAUGGGAACUUCUGUGUUUUUCCCUUUUGUUUUUCCCAUGUAUAUAUGCGGAUGGAUCGGAAACGAACCUCUCUCCAAGUUUCCCAUCUAUAUAGUUUUGUCUACUUGGUGUCU